UUGAGAUUGGAGUCUAUCACGUCUUCAUUAUCAGUUUAAAAUGCUUUAAUAUCUUAUUAGCGCAGUGUGUCGUUCAACCGUCGCUCACAGAUCAGUCACGCGGGACACGUUAACUUCAGGUCUAGAACUUCAGUGGUUCAAUUAAAGGCCGAAGAUGCCCGAGCAGAGCAACGACUAUCGUGUGGUGGUGUUUGGAGCAGGAGGUGUUGGCAAGAGCUCACUAGUACUCCGUUUUGUCAAGGGCACCUUCCGGGACACCUACAUCCCAACGGUGGAGGACACGUAUCGGCAGGUGAUCAGCUGUGACAAGAGCGUCUGCACCCUGCAGAUCACAGACACCACCGGCAGCCACCAGUUCCCUGCCAUGCAGCGUCUGUCCAUCUCCAAGGGUCACGCCUUCAUCCUGGUCUACUCCAUCACCAGCAAACAGUCCCUGGAAGAACUGAAGCCCAUAUACCAGCAGAUACUUGCUAUCAAAGGCAACAUAGAGAACAUCCCUAUCAUGCUGGUGGGGAACAAGAGUGAUGAAACUCAACGGGAAGUGAAGACCGAAGAUGGAGAAGCCCAGUCCAAGACCUGGAAGUGUGCUUUCAUGGAGACCUCGGCUAAGACUAACCACAAUGUCACUGAGCUCUUCCAGGAGCUGCUCAACUUGGAGAAGAAGAGGAGCAUGAGUUUGAACAUCGAUGGCAAGCAUUCUGGGAAGCAAAGCAGGGCUGACAAGCUGAAGGGGAAAUGCAGUGUCAUGUAGACUUGCUUGUUAGAAGCAAAACCAGAACAUGGCGAGAUAACGUGGCGAGAUAGAGACAAAGGAAAGGAGCCGGAGAUGGUGAUAUUUGACAUUUCACGCUUAUUUCCGAUAACAAGGACUUCACAUCUCAGAUUUCAUCCUUCACCGUCAGUCUCUGGCCUUAACAAGCGCUGGCCCAUUCAUAUUGCCUUGUCUGUUCUUAUUAUAGAGCAUCGCCAUCAUCUCUCACAUCUGAGAAGUGUUCAGACAGCACUUAUAAGAGCUAAUUUCACUCCCCUGCUCUCAAGAGGAGCACUAGCACUAGGCUAGAGUCUUUAGUGUGCUAGCUAGUGUCUCCUCGUCUCAUUCCAGGAAUCAUCCAUUUGAAUCCCCCUCAGAGAAGCUUGAGCAGAGCCAGCGGGGUUACAUUGGCGCCGUGAGUUUUACACUCCUGUGAUCUCUAAAGGCACACUAGCACUAUGCUGUGAUCUGUAGUGUUCUUGUAAGUGUGCUCAUGCAUCAGGCUGAUGUGAUACCUUACUCCCCUGGAGUUAAAGGGUCAUGAAACCCCCAUCUUUUGGUUAAAAUCUACCUCAGGAUUUUUUUUGAUAAACGCAACUUAAAUAAGCGAGGAAAGCAGUGAGCAGAAGGUAGGGGAGUGGGUGUGACGGAGCAAAUCAGGAGAGAAAAAGGACAGCGAGCAACUGUCAUCACAGUGGUCCACACUGACCGAGAGGGCUUAUUUUAAAAUUUAG
Messenger RNA from Danio aesculapii, 1485 nucleotides. RefSeq names its product DIRAS family, GTP-binding RAS-like 1b (gene diras1b). Bases 155 to 751 code for a protein of 198 amino acids. NCBI's taxonomy places the organism in Eukaryota, Metazoa, Chordata, Actinopteri, Cypriniformes, Danionidae. Gene Ontology annotation, molecular function: GDP binding; GTP binding; GTPase activity. Gene Ontology annotation, cellular component: plasma membrane. Gene Ontology annotation, biological process: signal transduction. The transcript has 2 exons. The record is from RefSeq and is a predicted model, not a curated record.